CUAGUUUUUUUGUUCAAGUUUUAGGGACACAGGCUAGUUUGCUUUUAUAAAAACGCUCGAACAAAUUAGAAAUAAUAAUAUUUGCACAGCCAUCAUUGCAAUAUUCACAUGUCCAUUUCAAUAGCGCAGCGUUAAUCCGGUGCAAUCCAAUUAUUUUGUGAUCGAAUAUAAUUGCUCUGUUUCAACCAUCAAGCAGCAAUCAGCCGCAGAAAGAAGCAGCAGCAAAAACAACAACUUACGACAAAAAAAAAGUGAAGAGAGAAGAGAAUCUAAAAAAAAACAUGUCCAGUCUGCCACGUCGCAUUAUCAAGGAGACGCAGCGUCUGAUGCAGGAGCCGGUGCCCGGCAUCAAUGCGAUUCCCGAUGAGAAUAACGCGCGCUAUUUUCACGUAGUCGUCGCCGGUCCAAACGAUUCCCCCUUCGAGGGCGGCGUCUUCAAGCUGGAGCUCUUCCUGCCCGAAGACUACCCGAUGUCGGCGCCCAAGGUGCGUUUCAUCACAAAGAUCUAUCAUCCGAACAUCGAUCGUCUCGGUCGCAUCUGUCUGGAUGUGCUCAAGGACAAGUGGAGUCCGGCACUGCAGAUUCGCACCAUUUUGCUCUCAAUUCAGGCGCUGCUCAGUGCACCAAAUCCGGAUGAUCCGCUAGCCAACGAUGUCGCCGAGCUGUGGAAGGUCAACGAGGCGGAAGCCAUACGCAAUGCUCGCGAAUGGACCCAGAAAUACGCUGUCGAAGACUGAAGAGUCCUGCUCGAAAAAUUCUACUCACAGGGCGGUAGCUAAUUUCUUGGGGGGAGGGGAGAGUGGGUGAAGUGGAGACGUCCUUCGCAUCAACCAAACACCCACCCACCCACAAGCAAUGCAUGCAGGCAACCAACAAAACCGAUAACAUACACACAUAAUAUUAUUAUUUUUUUUUGUAUAUUUAAAUAAGUUGAUGUCAAUGCGAUAUUUGUGGAUGGAGCAGUGCAGAGAUACAUAAAUACAUACAUAUAAUGAUAGUGCUACUUAUAUAAUAAACGAAUUAAUGCUAAAUUCGAUGUAAAAUCAAGCAUUUUAUUUUUUCCAAUAAAUUAUGUGCGUAUUGAAAAAUAAA
Molecule: messenger RNA, 1092 nt
Organism: Drosophila grimshawi
Lineage: Eukaryota; Metazoa; Arthropoda; Insecta; Diptera; Drosophilidae
Product: ubiquitin-conjugating enzyme E2 N
Exons: 1
Coding region: 282-737 (151 amino acids)
Source: RefSeq, a predicted model, not a curated record